UCCGGCCCCGCCCGGCUCAUGGACGGUGGCCUGCGGGCCAGGGAAGAUGCAGCUACCCGCAGUGCUGUGCGCCCGUCUGGCCGGGGGGUCCGCAGCGGCCGAGCCGCUGCCAGUGGAGCGGGACCCUGCGGCCAAGGCCGCGCCCUUCCGCUUCGCUGCGCGCUUGGUACGGUUCCCACGAGAACACGAGUUUUUCGAGGAUGGGGACGUACAGCGUCAUCUCUAUCUCCGGGACGUGCUCUCUCAAGUGGCUGAGGCGCCAGAGAGGCCCAGGGUGCCCGAGUUCACCUGUCAGGUGGCAGGCUGCUGCGAGGUGUUCGACGCCCUACAUGACUACGAGCACCACUACCACACGCUGCACGGAAAUGUCUGCUCCUUCUGCAGGCGGGCCUUCCCCUCAGGACACCUGCUGGAUGCCCACAUCCUGGAGUGGCACGAUUCCCUCUUCCAGAUCUUGUCGGAGCGGCAGGACAUGUACCAGUGCUUGGUGGAAGGCUGCACAGAGAAGUUCAAGACCAGCAAAGCCCGGAAGGAUCACCUGGUAAAGCUUCACUUGUACCCUACGGAUUUCCGGUUUGAUAAGCCACAGAAAGGCAGAGGCCCAGCCAUGCUUAGGGGCAAUGAGAAUGUGGCAGCAGAACCCCUCGGGGACGACAGGGAGCAGUCAGAAGGUGAAGCCAUGGAAGUCUGCUGUGAGCCUACAGACCCCUCCCCAGCACCUGAGGGUGGCAGGUGGACCUACAGUCAUAGGAUACCUGCUACCAUCUGUUUUGGUCAGGGUGCAUCUCGAGGAUUUAAAAGUACCAAGAAAAAAAACAAACACCACUGAUGAAUUCAGACAGAGAACCAGGCAUCUGCACAGACUCAGAGGUGGCAGGUGGAGGCAGUUGCCUCUUGUCUGGUCUGUGUCAGUAGUGGGCCUUUCUCUGACACUGUGGUGUAGUGAGCCCAGGGCCAGGCCUUUGCCAUUCUCCAUAUCUCUGUCCCCAGGUGAAUUUAGCUGUUACCACAACCAGUGAGGGACCUCUGGGAACAGAUGCUGGGAACACUUACAUACUGUGGGGAAUGAGAUGUGAAUGGCUUCCUGCCCUAUGCAGGACCCAGCCUUAGAAUAUCCUUUUUAAACACAUGAAAUAAAUAUUCUUCAUAUUGAUGAAGAAUCAUUGAUGAUG
Otolemur garnettii (small-eared galago) is the source of this 1172-nucleotide messenger RNA. RefSeq names its product zinc finger protein 511 (gene ZNF511). Bases 47 to 829 code for a protein of 260 amino acids. The record is from RefSeq and is a predicted model, not a curated record. The transcript has 6 exons. Lineage: Eukaryota; Metazoa; Chordata; Mammalia; Primates; Galagidae.